This is a messenger RNA of Hippocampus zosterae (dwarf seahorse), 829 nucleotides long. It is a transcript of the gene c9h1orf74, whose product is annotated as chromosome 9 C1orf74 homolog. NCBI's taxonomy places the organism in Eukaryota, Metazoa, Chordata, Actinopteri, Syngnathiformes, Syngnathidae. The record is from RefSeq and is a predicted model, not a curated record. The transcript has a single exon. The coding region runs from base 1 to 786 and encodes 261 amino acids.
AUGCACACCCGGGAGCUCUUUGUUGAUGCUGCUCGUAAAUGUUUGUCCACUGGAAGGAAACAUCUCUCCGUCCCUCACAGUCUGGAUGUGGCUGCUCAGCUCUCGGCUGUUGAUUCAGCUUUGAAACCCGCUCUGCUGUAUGAUGCCAACAGCGCCACUGCAGAGCAAGUUAAUCGGUAUUUGCGCUUGUGUCAAUCGUCCCAACUCGUGUCAGACUCCCUUGUCACCUUGGACUUGCACGGUAACAGCCUCAUUGUUAACCCAGUUGCGAUCCGCUGCAAUCUAGAGAGGAUUCUUCACAAUAGUGGCCCUGCAGUGAUUGACAUCAGCUACUCACUGGAGACGCCAACCAUCAUCGAGCCAGUCAGAACAGGCCUGAAGAGUAUUGCGCAAGAUCUCCUUUUUCUUCUUAGAGACUUAAAUGCAGCAAAAGAUGUUGACAAAGUCAUUUGUGUGGCAGUGGGUUCAGAUGAGUGGAAUCUGAGUGCUGUCUUCGGACUAUUACUGGGUUACCCCGCCGUCUACUGGUUUGACCAGACUGAGAGCGUUGAAAACUGCCUCGCCAUGACCCCCUUGACAGUGACCACGGCAUCUGCAACCUGGUUUGCAGGUGCCUCCAGCCAUCAACUUUACUCAUUCAGCAUCCCAGCUGUCCUACAGAAUAAGACUCUGUCCAGCCUGGUGGAGUGGAAGCUUGGCCUUCAAGAGAGAUUCCAGCAGCAAAAUAUUCUGAAAGAGCUCACUGUUUGUCAAUCUACAGUCACUCUACCGUCAGUCUGUUUGUGAUCCAACAUCACAUAUUCAUGACUCCAUUAAACUGUUAAAAGAU